This is a messenger RNA of Pelmatolapia mariae (spotted tilapia), 3119 nucleotides long. It is a transcript of the gene clic5a, whose product is annotated as chloride intracellular channel 5a. The coding region runs from base 156 to 884 and encodes 242 amino acids. The transcript has 6 exons. Lineage: Eukaryota; Metazoa; Chordata; Actinopteri; Cichliformes; Cichlidae. The record is from RefSeq and is a predicted model, not a curated record.
UCUGACAGAGCUGCUGUGGGACUGAGCUGACUUUACCGAAUGGACCCGGAGGAGAAUCUGCUGAAAACUGAGCUGGCUCACUAACAUAUACACACAAACAAAUACAACUGCACUGUGGAAAUAAAACACGCAAACAAAGCCAGUCUUUCUUGACCAUGACGGAUACUGCCGCCGAGGAGGACAAGGACCCUGAUAUUGAGCUGUUUGUCAAGGCUGGGAGUGAUGGUGAGAGCAUUGGAAACUGUCCUUUCUCCCAGCGCCUCUUCAUGAUCCUGUGGCUGAAAGGUGUUGUCUUCAACGUCACCACUGUUGACCUAAAGAGGAAACCAGCUGAUCUUCACAACCUGGCUCCUGGCACACACCCACCCUUCCUCACUUUCGAAGGGGAAGUUUACUCUGAUGUCAACAAAAUAGAGGAAUUCCUGGAGGAAAAGCUGGCUCCACCAAAGUACCCCAAACUUGCAGCAAAGAAUCGUGAAUCCAACACAGCAGGAAAUGACAUAUUUGCCAGAUUUUCAGCUUUUGUCAAAAACACUAAACCGGAUAAAAAUCGAGCUUUAGAGGCCAAUCUAAACAAGGCCCUGGCUAAGCUGGACGAGUACCUGAUUAGUCCUCUCCCUGAUGAGGCAGACGAGGGAGAAUCCACUCGCAAGUUCCUGGACGGAAAUGAACUGACACUUGCUGACUGCAACCUUCUACCAAAGCUUCAUGUCGUUAAGGUGGUUGCAAAGAAAUACAGAAACUAUGAGAUCCCGUCAGAGUUCAGAGGUUUGUGGCGGUACCUCGGAAAUGCUUACAAACAGGACGAGUUCAUCAACACCUGUGCAGCUGAUGUGGAAAUCGAGCUAGCCUAUAAGGAUGUCGCCAGGAGGCUGGGGAAAUGAAUGCAUCACAAGCACUCAAGAACCUUUUUAUCUUUUAUUGAGAAAUAUCUAAUAAAUCACUUCUUUUUUUUUUGAAAACCAUUACAUACACUUUUGGCACAGUGUGUGUCACUUGUAAUAGUAAUAUAAUAAAUAUGUUUAACUGUAGCACACUGGUAUGAUGUUUCAGAGAAGAUGCUAAAAAUCAUGAAUCGUGUUUGUAAUGGUACUGUGUAGCAGCAUAUGUCUGACGCAUCAAACGAUGCUUGCAAACUAAAGAGGCUGAAAAUUGUUUCAUAAUGAUUACAUUACAAUCAUUUUUCAAAAAAGAUUCAGUGAGGAAAAAUGUAUGAAGUUUGCAGCUCAGUGUUUAGUUAUAGUAAAUCCCUGCCUUAAGCAACAACUGUACAGUCAUCAGUGAUUAAUGAACUGACAGCAGGUGAACUAAGUAAAAUCGCCUGGGGAGUGUAGUUCACACUACAUUCAAACACAAUGAUCAACGCAAAAAUGUACAAAUAGGAAAAAACUGUAGCAUUAAUAUCAAAUGCCAGCAAUUUUUUUUUAAAAAAGAAAGACAAACAAACAAAAAACAUUCAGUUAAAUUUAGCGCAAAUAAAAAAAAACAAAUCCCUUUUUGUUUACAGGUCAUGCAAAUAUAACACACCCUACUAUUCAUAGUCAAGUGCAAGGAAGGACUGCUUUGCUUAGUACAGAGUUUUGUGGUGGUAUUGUACCAAGCAACAUUACAUCAUUAGCCUCUAGAAACAUUAUGUGUUAAUAAACACUAAUAAUUAAAUAAGUAGCAAUAGCUGAAACCUCGCAUACUCAAUUUUACUUUUACAACUUCAUAUUAAACAUAUUAAAAACUACCGAUAGGCAGAUAUUUUCACAGCUGGGAAACCUUUUAAAUCACAAAACCGUCCCAGUAUUCUUUUAUGGUUUACAUGGGUCAGAUUCUCUGCAAAUAUUGGUCAUUCUUUUAGCCUUUCUUGGGUAAAUAAACAAAUAUUGAAUUGAAAUAAUAAUAAAAUAAGAAUAAUAGAAUAAUAAAAAAAAUAAAGAAACUGUUGUAUUUGUUGUAGUUUUAUUUUUGCUUUAACUUUUGCCAAGUUAGCCUUAAUUUGCUAAUUGGCUAGCUUUUUCUUCAAGGCUCAUAGACAGGGGCCACUGGGGGGGGGGGUGUCAAGAGAAAGGAAGACCCUACAAUAGCAACACACACACACACACACACACACACACACACACACACACACACAUUUAGCAUAAUUGCCUACGUUGCUUCAGCUAACGAUGCUCUAAAGUUGAUGUUAACAGUCAUUCAAACCAAGGUGUCAAAAGUGUAAGAAAAUUUUUUGUAAAAAUCUGCACUCGACAGCAGAUCCCCAAACAGCCAGUGAGUGUUAGGAGGUUAAGAUGUGUUUAUCCCAAUUUCUACUAAAGUAUUAUCUCCUUACUAAUUAAAAUCAUAUUUUUAGUGUCAUAAAUGUCUUGGAUAUUGGUGAAUCUAACUGUUCUGUUUGUUUGUUUCUUUUCUUUUUUUUUCCUGUUGAUUUUGAUAUGAUUUUGUGUUUUCCAGUUUUCCUGAGUGUUUGAGGAAAGCACUGCUAAAAACGUGUCUCAGCCAAAGCAGUUUGUCUUUUACUGGUGCAGCGUCAGCGCUGUGAUGGCCUUCCUUUUUCUAACAAGGCAAUUAACCAUUUAUUUGAUCAGUUAAAUACAGAGUACAAGACAGAUUUUCUUAAGAAGUUACAAAUCUUUGUUUUUCUUUUGUUAAUAUAGUUUUCUUGUUAUAUUGCCUCACACUGUAGUUUACAGCAAAUACUUACUCUGUAGCCCCUUUUUAAUAGGUUACAGUCUUGUUUUCAACAAUAACUUUCUUUUUCUGAUUAAUAAACAACAAUGCUCUCAGUCUGGGAAAUCAGCCUGUAAUAAAAAGAUCAUACAUGACAGUAACCACCUAAAUAAACCAAAUUUAGCUAGUUCUUUUAUGCACACUGAUGGUAGAGGGUUUAAUCACGGGUGCCUUAGUGAGAAUCAAGCUCACCUCUGCCUUCGGCUCUAUGUCUGUACAGUAAAUUAUGCAUGUUUGAAUAUGAUAGGAAUGUGAAUUUUUCAUGUCAUCUCUGUAGAGCUGCUGGGAAAAAACCCCAAACUUCAUAUGUCUGUAAAUGAUCAACUACCAUAUUCGUCUUCUCUCUGAUGAUUGCAAGCCACUGUGUAGACUGUGUUGCUUAUUUGAAUAUUAAAUCUAUUUUC